UCAGAUGAACAUUAUUUCUGGACCGUGAAAAUGCGUGAAAAGUCAUUUUCACGGCGGGUAUUUUUGAAUUGUUUUAAACAAAAAAUGUUUUUUUUAAGAAAUAUAAUAUUAAAUAAUUGUUUUAAUAUGUAAGAACACUUUAAAAUAGUGAUAAAAAGAUGAUUUAAUUGAAAAAUUUAGCAAAUUUUGCUUUAAAACGUUUUCUGCUACAAGAAAGUGUAAAAUGACGAUGUUUGUGAAAUGGUUUGUACAGUGUACAUGUGUACAUGUUUCUUUCAGUUAUUCGAAACAAUUAGUUGAAUUUAAAUUUAUUUGACAAACAUUUCAACUUACCGAUUUAUUUUCAGCACUCAUUAUUUAUUACAAGUUAAAAAGAACCGACAUAACAUAAACAAAACUCUGAGAGACACUAACAAGGAAGAAGCACUGUACAAACCAUUUCACAAACAUCGUCAUUUUACACUUUCUUGUAGCAGAAAACGUUUUAAAGCAAAAUUUGCUAAAUUUUUUAAUCAAAUCAUCUCUCUAUCACUAUUUUAAAGUGUUCUUACAUAUUAAAACAAUUAUUUAAUAUUAUAUUUCUUAAAAAAAAACAUUUUUUGUUUAAAACAAUUCAAAAAUACCCGCCGUGAAAAUGACUUUUCACGCAUUUUCACGGUCCAGAAAUAAUGUUCAUCUGAUCGAAAUUUGAGGUAUAUAAGUACCUUAAAAAAAACAGAAGUGGCUCAACUUUGUUUUUUGCUAUAAAUGCUUCCUUGCCAGUUGUAACUUGUUUUGAUAAUUUUGGAAGAAUAUUUUUUCUGUUUAUUCAACACAAGUUUAACAUAAAUAAAUAAUAUUUCUUGAAUAUUUUAAGGCAUCUAUAUACAUAAUUAUAUAAAAGAAUUCAGUCCUUUUAAUCCUCAUAUGGAAUCGGUUAAAGAACAUUGGAUAUAAUUGAAAAUUAACUGAAUUCUGUAAAUAAAAUAAAAAUGUCGUACACAACAACAACAAAGAAAGAAACACUUUCAAUCGGCGAUAUACGUAAAUUCAAAAAUGCAUUAAAAAAAAAUGAUAUAAAUCGCAUAAAUAAAAUAAUAUCCAAAGAAAAUGUUCUACAGGCGGCGGAUAAUGGCGAUACUUUUCUUCAUUUUGUAGCCGAAAGUGGCACAAUUAAAAUUGCAAAUCAAUUAUUAAAACUAGGAGCGAAUGUUAAUAUUAAAAAUUUUGAUGGCGAAAUUCCAAUUCUUUACGCCUUGAGAAAUUCCUUUGAAAUGAUUAAAUUACUUUUCAAUGAAAAAACUCACAUUGAUAAAAAUCUUCUUCGUAACGCUUUAUAUUAUGGAACUGAAGAAAUUGUUCGACUAUUAUUACAAAAUGCAAUUGUUGAAAAAAAUUUAGUCGACUCUUUGGAAAAUACGGAAAAUUUGAUAAAAUUUCUUUUAUACGAUAAAAAUUUGUCACUACGAAAUGAGUACAAUUAUCCAUUAUUAAUAUUUUUUGCUGCAAAAAUUGGUAAUAAGAAUAUUUUAAAAUUUAUUUUAAACGAUUGUCGUAAUUAUUUGGCAAAAGCUGAGAAAAGAAAAAAAAAUAAGAAACAUUUGGAAAUAUUAAAUAUUAAAAAUGGUUAUGGUGAAACUGCUCUUCACUAUGCUGUGAGUCAACAACAUUUGGAAGCUAUAAAUUUUCUUUUAAUUGAAGGAAUUGAUGUAAAUUGUAAAAAUAAUGUCAAAUGGACACCACUUCAUUAUGCCGUACGUCUUGAAAAUGUUAAAAUAUGUAAACUUCUCCUCAAAUUUGAAGCCAAUGUUAAUUCAAACGACGAUGGUGAAAAUAAUCCUUUGCAUAUAGUUUGUGGUUAUUUUUUGGGUAAAAUGUCUUGGGGUUUUAACAAUUUGACAAUUAAUAUAUUUCGUCAAUAUUCAAGAAGAAUUCUUUUUAAUUCAAAUAUUAUGGAAUUAUUGCUUAAGCAUGGAGCUGAUGCGAAUAGAGAAGGUAAUAAUGGAAAAAAAAUUCUUUUUCACCUUUGUAAAGCUAAACGUUUAGAAGAAAUGUCAAUUCUUUUAAAAUAUGGUGCAAAUAUUCAUGUUGAAGAUUCUUGUGGAAAUAAAAUUCUUCAUUAUGCCGUUGUUUAUACACAAUCAAUUGAAAUUGUUGAUUUCUUAUUAAAUAAUGGUCUUGAUAUUGAUGUGAAAAAUAAUCAAGGAAAUACUCCACUUAUGUUUUUAAUACAAGAAGAAGUAAUUGAUGUUGAUUUAUCAAUGAUUGAAUUUCUCAUUGAACGUGGUACGAGUCUUAGUGUUAAAAAUAAUGAUGGUGAUACUGUAUUUGGUAUGGCAUUGUGGCAUCGUAACAGUGCUGUUAUUUUAAUGCUGUUGGAAUUAAGAGGUGAUAUUUUAUUAAAACGAGAUUCGAAUGAUGAAAAUCAACAUAUAACGGGCACUCAUUGUUUGGGUUCAUACAAUCAUCCAAUAUUGCCAGUCAUUGAUAAAUCUUUAUGUGCUCUUAUGUCCUAUCUUGCGUUGACAAGAAAUAAUAUAAAUAAUUAUUUUCUUUGCUGUUUGAAUCCAAAUAAUGAUGGAGAAGGAUUUAAAUUGUUUUAUGAACUGAAAUUUGACUUGGAAAAAUUGAAAUCACGUAAGAUUUUAAAGGAGGAUAAUGAUUCAUUUUAUACGUAUUAUGAUUUUUUGGCACGAGAUUUUUCAACUGCAAUUCGAAUUAUUGGAAAUAAAAAAAUGAAACAGGAAUUACUUGAUUUGAAAUGCAAUCAAUUUUCUUACUUUGGUACUUCGAUUCUUCAUCGAUGUAGAUGGGCUGUAAAUUUGAAAAAUUAUUUUGAUAUUAUUGUUAAUUUUUUUCUAAAUUACAGAAAAAUGAAUUUGCCAAUUCUUGUUAUUGAAAUAAUUCUGAGUUACUUUUCUUAUCAAGAUAUUAAAACAUUUGGCAAGAUUUUAUCUGAAAUUUAAUGGAUUUUAAAGAGAAAAAAUUUGUUUGUCUCUUCGUAAUUUUAAUAUUAAUAUUAAGUGAAUUAAACAUAAAUGUUUUUGUGUACGUAUAUUUUAAAUAUAAUUUAAAAAACAAUAAAUAAAAAAUCAUUUUUUGAAAAAAUGAUUUAAAAAUUUCGUUGUAAUCAAUAAAAACUGAGGCAUUUAUAAA
Molecule: messenger RNA, 3135 nt
Organism: Leptopilina boulardi
Lineage: Eukaryota; Metazoa; Arthropoda; Insecta; Hymenoptera; Figitidae
Product: putative ankyrin repeat protein RF_0381
Exons: 2
Coding region: 972-2945 (657 amino acids)
Biological process (GO): Golgi to lysosome transport; retrograde transport, endosome to Golgi
Cellular component (GO): endosome membrane; nucleus
Molecular function (GO): small GTPase binding; NF-kappaB binding
Source: RefSeq, a predicted model, not a curated record